Molecule: messenger RNA, 3398 nt
Organism: Hymenoscyphus albidus
Lineage: Eukaryota; Fungi; Ascomycota; Leotiomycetes; Helotiales; Helotiaceae
Source: the annotation of a GenBank genome assembly
GGAAAAUCCAAAAUCUCACCGUGCACCCACACCCACACCCUCCCCCUCGUUUUCCCCUUCCAUCCCUCCAUCCCUCCUUCCUUCCUUCCCCCCUUCCCUUUCCCCUCGGUGGAGAUGCGCUAAGAUUAACCUCUGCUCCUGCUGUGCCCGACCGUAAUCCAAAACCUUGACGGCAGAGCCCCAUCCAUUCCCAUCCAAGUCCACCCCCCCUACACACCCCCCAUCCCAUCCCAAACUUUCAUUUAUACAAAGGUUGGNACGGCAGAGCCCCAUCCAUUCCCAUCCAAGUCCACCCCCCCUACACACCCCCCAUCCCAUCCCAAACUUUCAUUUAUACAAAGGUUGGUUCGUCCGCCUCUUUUUCUAAAGUCUCAUCCAUCUCCUGUUGCUACUCUUCGCCUCGUUUUUGAGUGACAAGGUCCCACGAUCUUCGAGAGCCUAGUCAACCAUCUACAACCAGACCUUACCCAUACCCAUACAGUAUCAAGUACACCCGUGUCAAUCAUUGUACACCAUCGACCAGACGAAACUGUCACGAACCAUUAUCGAUAACUUCAUUGCUUGACGUAGCAAUAACGCUCCUCGUAAGUUCUUCUGUACAUUGAUUCAUCCAUUCAUCCUCAUUCUUGUCUCCACCGAAGACGAAGACGAAGACCUCAUGGCUGAUCCUCACAGGGCUGCACAUCAUUACAGCUUAAACAACACCACGAGGCGAGGCAGUAAGCAACACGACAACACCCCCUCUAACACACAAAGCUGCCCACGGCCCAACCGAAACACCCAAGCAUGUCUCCUUCUCUCACCAUCGACACCACCCUCACGGACCAGGACCAAACCCUCCAAGAACUUCUUCGACAACAAGCACAGAUCACGGCACAGCUCCAGGCCCAUCUCGCUGCCAGUUCCUCGGGUUCCCAAGCAACCACCUUCCAACGGUCCCCCAUCCACAAGCAUUAUAGCCAUCGUCGAAGUAAUAAUGUUCCCCGAAGCAUGUCCAGUGCCGGAGCUACCAUGGCUCGCCAACUUUCUGUAGGACUAUUCUUUGGUGCUCCCUUCCUGAACUGGCUCUAAUGACAACUAGGAUCGGAUAGAAGCCCCCAUCCAGCCUUCACGAGCCCUCUCUCAACAAUCCGCACCAACUCCCAUGGCCAGGACCAACUUGAAGGGAACUUCCUCAUCACGAAGCGGUGGCAAUCUCCCAUUCACACAAAAUGGCUCCGUUAUCCCUCCUCUAUUUCGAUUGGAACGAGAGAACCCGGCUUUGGAUUCUUGGAUGCAAGACCAGCCUAUGAGCUCCUAUACCCUCACUCAUCAACCUCUUCACCUCCAACGUUCGGCGUCACAACAAAGCUACGGACUGGAACAGGUUCCGGAAUUGGGAGACCUGGAACACCCAGGAGACUUCAUCUCACGUACAAUGGGUGAUAAUUCAAUCCUUCCCAUCUCACCAUCAUUCUCAACGCCUUCUUCAGCAACACUCAAUCACAACCACUUUACAACAAGUGGCUCUUUCAACCUCGGCUCACCAUCAACACCGACAACUGAGUCUCUCACAACGGGCACGACACUCACCAGCAACAUGAGUCGCCAAAACAGCAUGUGUAAUGAGAUUGAAAGUUUUCAAAUGAUCAAGUUCAACUCGAACAACUCCUUUUCUUCCGAUGUCACUUCUCCACAUCAAUUCAUGUAUAAUGAAGUCAAUCCUCCUUUUGUAUCCCAACCCCGACGCUCUUCAAGCGAAGAACAGUCCAAACUAUUGAUUGGUACUGGUGGCGCGGGGAAUGAUUCUCAAUUUCCCAUUUCUUUUUCCUCUGAAGAUCCUUUCCCAUCUCCUCUUUGCGCAACAAAGAUGGAAAAAUCUCAAUCAAGCGAAAGCACUUCCUCUUCUUCGUCUUCCAAUUCUCGAAAUAAGCAACGCUUACUAGCCACAUUGGCUUGUAAGCCGUUGAUGCCGAAAGGCGAGACAGAUACUCCCAUGUCACGAUCAAACUCUUCAAAAUCGACGAGUCAUGUCGCAUCGAAUGAUGGAUCGCAAGACAAGCUGGCUAUCACCAAGCCAAGCUAUCAGCGUCCGAAACAUGAACGCGUAUUUUGUACUCAAUGCGAGUCACAUACCGAAGGGUUUCGCGGUGAGCACGAGCUGAGAAGACACCAAGACCGAGAGCAUAAAGCUUCAGUCAAGAAGUGGGUGUGUAUCGAACCUUUAGGGUCGAGUCACCCCAAACCAGAGUUGGCUUUGACCAAAUGCAAAGCCUGUGUGCAGAAAAAGAAAUAUGGGGCAUACUAUAACGCAGCGGCUCACCUACGUCGAGCACACUUCAAGCCCAAAAAAGGCAGAAGCAAAAGCAGUAAAGUCGACGAUGCCGAUAAGCGUGGAGGUAAAGGAGGUGGUGAUUGGCCUCCCAUGUCUGAAUUGAAGCAUUGGAUGAAAGAAGUUGAGGAGGCACAGGAUUGUCUGAUGCCAGCCUCAUUGCAAGAUGAUGAGGAAGAAGCGGUUGAUGGCGAGACGUCCGAUAACGAAAAUGUCGAGAACUACGAGCCGCAACAGCAUUAUUCUUCACAGCCCAUGUCUGGCGUUAUAAAUACCGCCUUUGACAACCAUUGUGGCACGUACAUCAACAAUCACUCUCCAAUGAUCCACGACUUUCCGAAUAUAGGUGGAGAUGGGAUGUUUGAUAUGAAUUCUCUUGUUGGUACUGAGGCCACUUCGUGUGGUGAUUUUGGACAAUUCUCGAAUUUCCCUAAUCCCGUCACGGGGUUUACGGGAACAGACUUUUUCGAUGGAAGUGUAGCUGGGGUUGGGGUUAAUCAGAUCUUUGAUGAACAGAUCUUGAGAGGUGGUGCAGAUUUUGUUGAUUUUCCUACUUCUUUUCAUGGAUGAUUCUGUUUUUUAUGAAUCAUUUUUCUUUUCCUAUUAUCUUCUCGUCUCUUUCUAUCUUUGGAACGGAAUAGACUUAUAUAUUUUUUGGUGUGGUGUAUAUAAAAGUUUCUUUAUAUCUUCUUUUUCUUAUUGUUCUUAUACUUUUUUCUUUCUUUUCCUUUCUCUAUAUAUACUUCUUUGCUUCGACAUCGUCUCGUUCUUUUCUCAUCGGUUCGUGUUGAGAAAUCAUGUAUUGUGUAGCGUGUUCUUCUGGGGAUUCAUUUCAUCACAGGAAAUGAGAAAUGGGAUUAUUACAGGAGUUUUCUGGAGAUUUUUCAAGAUGGGGAUAAAGGCGUUUCCCUUGAUUUCUUUUUGGGAGGGUAUGGAAAGGGUGUUGACUUUGGGGUCUUGGGUGUUUUGGUUUUAUGGGAUUAUGGGAUUACGGGUUUAUGAGGUGAGAUGUGAUAUGGAUGACAUGUGUCUCUGGGAGUGGAGAAGUGGAGGGGGAGAGGAAGGAAUGUAUAUAUAUAUAGUUUAG